Molecule: messenger RNA, 9937 nt
Organism: Chaetomium fimeti
Lineage: Eukaryota; Fungi; Ascomycota; Sordariomycetes; Sordariales; Chaetomiaceae
Exons: 10
Coding region: 10-9792 (3260 amino acids)
Biological process (GO): protein deubiquitination involved in ubiquitin-dependent protein catabolic process
Cellular component (GO): nucleus; cytoplasm
Molecular function (GO): K63-linked polyubiquitin modification-dependent protein binding; cysteine-type deubiquitinase activity
Source: RefSeq, a predicted model, not a curated record
GUCCCAAUUAUGGAAAGAUCACUUUUCCACCAUCUCGCUCUACCGCAGCGCCUUCCGCACUCUGAAGAUGCGAACCUCUACGACGUCGAGGCUAGGCUGACCGAACAGCUCCUCGUAGCGGUCCGCCUCAUGCGCGAUUCUGCUGUUGGAGACCAGAUACGACUAGAGGCAUCGAGCGUCUGGGAACGCCUACGGCAAUGCUUAGUCGUAUCCAGCGCUAUCACCCGCGACAACCGAGUCGACAGGGUGCGGUUAUUGUCAGAGUUCAGGAGGAUGGCCGCGCUUAACGCCAUACUUCUUGACAUCCGCAGCCAGAAUGCAGCUCUUUUGAUUCAUCGACUCUCCGAGUCUGCCGAAGAGGUUGUCUUUGAAGUCUUCGAAACUUCCCCAAGAAACGAGGAUGUCCUCGCAGCAGACAACGCCCUACAGUGGGAUUUUCCAGGCAGUGCAUUUGCUAUCCCGUUGCCGAUAUUCAACGAUGAAAACUUCCAGGUUGCCCUUGCCGACUUUCUUGAGCGAGCCUCCCUGGAGUCUACCAAGACGUUCGGGGCCCAGUCUUUCAAGGCCGGAGUCGAAAGUUAUGAGGACCGAGAUACUGGCAACCCGGCCAUCAUCAGUUCGCUUUUAAUGGCAGUCAUCGAAGAGAACGGACGCAGGCUGUCGACCCCCCUACUUCGGAAGCGGGUACGGGACGACGUCUGUUGGUCCAAUGCCCGCAGACCGUGGCGCCGCUCUCCCCGUUGGCUUGCGCUUAGAGUCGCCAGCUCUCGGUACUUAUUGCUUGCACUCGGGGCGGAGCUGGGUCGGUUCGAAUAUAAAUUCUGCUUCUGCGUUUGCUUGGCCAAGUUUUUGGAGCAGGCUCUACCGUAUCUCGAGGUUGAGCAGGUCCAUUUCCUCAAGGCGAAACUGUGCCGGCGACUGGCAAAGCUGGACAUGGAGAGAGACAGCAUGCAAGACCAGCACCUGGUGCGAAAGGUGGACCGUCUCUUCUCCCUUCUGACCCCCAUCAUCGACCCGAGCAUCCAAAGCGCUGUCGACUACGUACAAUCCGCGUGGGAGGCAUACCGGCAGUCCUUCAUCAAGUACAUUCCCCCUUUGCCCAGGAGAGCAUCUCAAUCCGAUAUGGUGCUCCCCUUGCGACUCAGUGGCGAGUGUCUGCAGCGAAUCCUGGCCUCGUCCACUAGAAUGAUGAGGGACCGGCAGCAAAAAUGGAUCCCACCAUCCAGCUUUGACCCUUCCGCUCUAACCAACGAGCAUUUCUACAAGUUCGCUGAGCCCCUUCUCUGGAUCACCAAGAGAGAGUGCGAGGUUCGGGAGUCCCUUCGGUCGGUUUCGGGACCCCCCGAGUCCGGUAUACCCUCCCAAAUACAAAGCCUCAUCGAGGAAGGGUUGCCGCUGUACCGUGGCAACGGCAAUCAAAUGAGCCUUUUGAUCCUCAAUGUCAUGGAACUCUGGACGAGGCUUGACAUGUGGACAUGCCAGGAAUUCCCUCUCCUCCAACAAUAUCACCCCGCCUUCACGCCCGAAAUCCUGGACGUUUUGCAUCUUCCCUUGUACGAGGACAUGGUUCGCCUGCAAACCAUGCAGGAUUAUCUUCAAGCACGGAUUGCAGCAUGCCGUGGCUCCAAGGUCACCGUUUUUGAUGACCCGACCAAGGAUUGCUUCGCGCGAAGAUAUUACGAUGCAGUUCAUUCCACGGGGGAAAUGGCUGCCCUUCGAGAGGAUAUCGAAGAGACCGCCAGGAACCAAAAGCAAGCCAAGCUGCACGAAUGGCGGCGCAAGCACGCCGAGUACGAUGGUUUGACCCAGCAGGUCAACGGAAGCGCCUGCAUUCUCACUGUCGACGAGGAUGACCCGUACGAAAGAGAACAGCAUAUCGCACAUUGCUGUCCCCGGUGUCAAGCAAUACGGAGGCUGGACAGGCUAGACAUGGAGAUCCACGAGCACCCGCUUCCAUCUGACGACUUCAUGGCCAAGGUGGUCGUAUUUGAGCUACGGUGCCCACCGGCCUUUGCAUCCUACCGCGAUGCAACAUGGAUGCUCUUGUCGCGACUGGCCUUCUCAACUCCGCCCCAAGGAGUCACACCCAAGUGCCUCGUUCGGGAGUAUUCUGCCAUUGCCAAAUUUGUCGGCAACGGAAGACCACCCAGUUUCUCUCUAGCGUCUCUGACAAAACCAUUCCUGAAAACUCAUUAUGCGACCGUCCGAUUUCCAGUCGAGUGGGAAGGUGGUCGGGAUGCAGUGUGCAAGCCGAAUGGGUUAAAGUUGGCCUACUUUGACGCAAGAAGCGGUAUCUGGACGGGGCGAGCACGGUUGAGGCCACAGUUUGCCCACCAUGUCCAACUCCAGUUGCCGCAGAGCUCUCCAUUGCGCACCCUCCUGAACUACAGGAGUUCCGCAGAAGGCGACGGCCCCUCGUCGUACGAAAUCAUGGCCACCCAAAUGAGCUGUCCCUCCGGUCUCAAUUCACACGAGUUCCUCGCCUUCAAGACGCUAAUGUCGGGCACGGCUCGACGGUGGAUAUCGAUACUAGUGGAGCUCGGGGCGACCAACAUGAACUGGUCGACCGAAGCAAGUGCGAUGCUCCUCAAUCAUUUGGCGCUGCACUGCGGUCCGCCAUCUAACCAGAACGACGAACUGAGACCCCUGAGACUGAUUCACUCGGUUUUCCGCGACGCCCACUUUGUCGAGAAGCUGCUCGGCCAAGUGAACUCCCGGCUAUCGAAUCUAGCCGCGCUGGCAAGUUGGAGGGAGGCAUAUCUCAUGGGAACGAUAAUCACUUUGGCGCUCCGCAUUCUCGACUUGGCUUCGGCGGCAAAGUUGGGCCCUGGGAUUGACCAGAAGGCUCUCAGUUCCAUUCUACAGGCCCGGGAGAUUUGCGUCCGCUGGUUCAGGCUUCUCCGGGAGGAGAUUCUAACAUCCCCAGACACGGUAGCGGCUCAACAGUUGCAACAGCGUGCUCUCGCGGCUGCGUUGCUGUGCAAGCGCACAUUUGUCAUCCACCUGAAUCAGUCUGUUCCCUUCGAUCCCGCAUCAUUGGCAACGUACCUCGAGGCUGCCAUCGUCACACACGAGAACAUGGUGAGCAACAUUCACUCACUUCCGCAGACCAUGUUGCACGAUAUGGUGUCUGCGAUCAAACUUUCGCAUCGUCUAAAGCGGCUCGUUUGCCGCUCAAUAUGCGACAGUCCGGACAGCCUCCGCGAUGCCCUCAAGCAAUUCUGGCCUGACGCCGAUCGAAUCGGACCGGCGAACUCAAAGAUUAGCUUUGAUUCCACUGGCUGGCUGUCUUGCGAUAUCACCGAGACAGAAACCGAGAGUCAUCAGGUGGUGAACCUGAAUUUGCUCCUUGGAACACUCCUGGUGAAUGGGAAACCUGUGGGGAAACUGCCUCAAGAUUCGCAGAACUCGUUGGUAAUCAGGGAGCUCUUUGGUAAUCAACCUCUGAGGGUGUUUCAGUCGUCAGUUCCGGGAAUGACGUAUACUCUCACAUUUCGACCACAUGGGUUCACCGUGCAUCUCGGAUACGAAGGCCGCGACACCAUCAUUGUGGCCAAAUCAGGGGGGCGUCGGGUUUGCACUGUCCGCUUCGUCUCCCGGGACAGAUUUCACGUCGGCAGCACAUGGGAUCUCCCGGGCCCGUUGGUAGAUAGGUGUAUACACUGGCUCAAUCUGAGUACUGGGGAUGUUUACAUUACGCCCACCGCAAGUCCAUGGGACAUAUUCAAUCGCCAUCGGACCUGGACCCUAAGCAUCCACACGGGUGUUUGCUGGAAGCUCCGACGUGACGGGCAGACACACGAGAAUGCUGUGGACCCUCUCAGCCCUCUCUUCGCGCGGGCUGCAAGAAUCCUAGAUGGCCUGGUCAACAGACGACGACUCCUUGUCACCCAGCCAUCCAACCUAGGAACCGGUCUGGAAGUCCAGAUCCAGCAGCUGCAGUUAAUGUUUUUCGUCAACAAGAGUCGGCGUCUGUACUCGCCGCAGUUAAAGCUAGAGAUCGACCCCAACCAAGAUGCCGGCACCUGGUACGGCCUAACAAGCAAGCUAGUCUGUUGCAGCAUUGACAACCCUCUUCGCCGGACGGUGUUGGUUCCGCUGGGUCCCGUGUCCACCGCCAGAUCAGGAUGCCACGUCAUGGUCAACAUCGCAGGGGACGGCAGGUACGGAAAGUUUACAAUCAAUGACACGCUUGGCAGGAUAGACUGUGCCGCCGAACCCACCCUGGUUUACACCAAAGGGCUGUUGCACGCGUACACGUCAUUCUUGCUUCCCGAUCCGUUAACGGGGCGAACCGGAGCGGAGGAGAGUCUCGGUUGGCUUCGAUCGGGAAUCUCCCGUCCCUGGACUGUGCUUCUCGACCCGGCGCCGGUCCAGGUCCUGUCUCGAAUUGCCAGUCUGACGCCAGUGCGCCAAUACUAUCCGCCAGACUUGAAACUCAUGAAGACGGACCGCUGGAAUGAGGACGCCACCUGCCACAUGCAGCACCCGUCGUAUAGACAGGUAGUUGAAGAAAUAAUGGCUGUCUCGAAGGGCCUGGCGACGUUCGCCACUACGCAUAGUCCUAUGCAGGGGGUCUGUUAUGACCUCCCUCCUGCUGGCGAAGCGCAUCUCACUGCAAGGGCGUUGGUGCGUCGCCAACUGUAUGAGAGGCAGGAAGCCGGUCAAGAUGACGAUAAACUAACAUCAAACAACCCGGACCGGUUGUACUCGCCCCGAGACAGGUCGUCACCUUCGGAGUCCCGGUACGCAACUCUCAUGGAGAUUACACAGCUCCUGCGAACGAGGCCACCGAAGUUUAGGACCCCGGCCAACAUAGCCGCCAUCCUUUCCCAGGGAAACACCAUCGGGGGUUACGGUGCUGAAUACAAGGCUGCGUCCCUGAGUGAUCAAAUGCGCGCCGACCUUCGGGAAAAUUGGGGUUCGCUCGUUGAAUCCUGUUGCCGUAGCCAGUCAAGUUACAGCCUCAUGUUCCUUUUCGCAACCUUAGCGUUCCGACAAAACUUUGAUAACAAUCUCCUCAAGGGACUUUUGUCAUUUGCUAUCUUUAGCGAUCUCCAGUCUUUGUCUCUUCCGCCCUGGCCUUCCUACUUCAACUUUCGUCCGGACAGCAACCCCGGGGUGGACGAUAUCACGAAAUUGAUCUACCCCUUCAGAGUCCCAGCUCCUAAAGACGAUGGGGAGGCGCUGGGGAUGCUUAUAGCCUCCAGACAGCACCGGAAGAUGAAAGCAGCGAAGGACGCGCACGAGAUGAGAAGCGACGAUGAUUGUCGUUACUUCGCCAAAUUCCUUCUCGCGCAGUGGCCGUGCCGCGAGCCCGACGUGUCAAACUUGGCCCGUACCGAUCUUUUAGUGGACACCACGGCUGCCCUCGAGGUUAUCCGCCCCGAAUGGCUCCGCCUGUAUCGCAACAGGGACCUGUCUCUUCACUUGAACCAAGUCCAGCUGAUCCUGGACCGCCGGCGUUCAGACUUGGUGUAUAACCCUCCAAAGAUGAUUGUAUCUGAGGAGUUCUUUGGCUCGCCUAGCCUUUUUCGAGGAGGCGUGAUCCCCAGACUGGACUAUGACCUUCUAAGGAAGUCCUUCAACUCAACUUCUCUCAUUACCGCAACGCAAACCUCGUCGGCCGAAUGGACCCCUUUCGCCAGCAGCCCCCAAGAUGACCGCCAGUCAUCCGUGGUCACGCGGAGCCAAGACACCAUUGCCAGUAAUGCCAAGCGGAGACUCUCUUCUGGGGAGGCAAGCAGGCACGCCGGCGAGCUGCAAGAAAUCAUCGAUGACCUGGCGAAGAGCAAGUCGUUGGUGCGCGAAACCUAUGCCCGAGAUCUUUCGCAAAGCCUUGAGGCAUCCAAAAACCUCAGGACGCCCCAGCAGCUGGCCACAUUCCUUUGCUUCCGUAACAGCGCGGUGGCCACAUCAGAGUUGAUCCGUGCCUUUGCGUCCCUGAAAGCGUCACUGGAGAGACCGACAUCAGCCACGUCGUUUCGCCGGAUACGUUGGCUUCAGCUUGGGGGCCUCUGGCCCGCGAUCACAACGGUGUCUUUGCUGGAGCAGCUGCGUUCGACGGCUGACCCUUGUUUCGGGAGCGGGAUGCGGGAUGCACUCAUUGCCUUCGGACUAGCCGUAACCAAACUGCAACGGGUUAUGAGGCUGAACGAUUGUGUCCGGGCUGGCGACACAUCGCGCUUCGAGGACGAAGAAGGCAACUUGGGGCACAGCAACUGGAAACCCCAGGACCACCCCGACUGGUUGCUACUAGAAAUUGACUCCGACCUACUCAUCCGACCAGGCCAAGUUGACGUAGCCCUGGCUACCAUUUCGCCGACUUCAGGCACCAACUCAGUAUUGCAGAUGAACAUGGGACAGGGCAAGACCUCGUGCAUCAUCCCGAUGGUCGCGGCUGCGAUGGCCGACAAGAAGAGGCUUGUUCGCAUCAUCGUUCCGAAAGCGCUUCUCCAGCAGACCGCUCAGUUGCUGCAGUCUCGCCUUGGCAGAGUUCUGAACCGCCACGUCGGCCAUAUCCCCUUCUCCAGGCGGACACCGACGACAGGGGACAGCAUUCGACUGUAUUACGAAAUCCACAAGCGUACACUGAAGGCAGCCGGCGUGAUGUUGUGCCUGCCAGAGCACAAUCUCUCCUUUUUGUUGAGCGGACAGCAGAGGAUACUCGACAACAAAGUCGAUGAAGCAAAGCCUAUGAUCAAGGUGCAGUCCUGGUUGAGGUCUGUCUGCCGUGACAUUUUGGACGAAUCCGACUACACUUUGGCUGCUCGGACGCAACUCAUCUAUCCCUCCGGCUCGCAAAUGUCCGUCGAUGGCCACCCGCACCGGUGGCAAGUCGUCGAAGCCCUCCUUAGCCUUGUCGACCAACACCUUUAUGACUUGCAACGCUCAUUCCCGCAGUCUAUCGAAGUGGUUAGACGACAAGGCGGUGGAUUUCCUCUUAUCUACUUCGCCCGCCGGGACGUUGAGAACGAGUUGCUUAAACGGCUGGCUGCAGACAUCGCCAAAGGGCGCGGCAGAAUCCUGCCUGUGGGCACUUUUGAUAAUCGAGAACGUGCGGCUGUCCGGGACUUUCUGUCCCCGAGCACACGUAAGCUGAAGCCAGCCACCCUUGACAGAAUACGGAACCUGCGUCCGGAUAGACCCCAGUACGGUCUGCGCCCUAAUUCAGAUCCCGUUGCCGUACCGUACCAUGCAAAAGGGGUGCCGAGUGAGCAGUCGGAAUGGGGCCACCCCGACGUGGCCAUACUCUUCACAUGCCUGGUGUUUUACUACGACGGUAUCGAUGAGAGUCAGCUGCGGCUGGCGCUGGCCCGCGUUCUCAAGUCAGACGACCCGUCUACCGAGUACGAUAAGUGGGUUCAGUCCUCGGAGGACUUCCCGGUAUCUGUCCGGGCGUGGAACACAAUCAACAUCGAGGACGACGCGCAGAUCCGCGAGAUCUGGAAUGCGGUGCGCUACCGGGUCGUCGUGGUCGACUACUUCCUGAACAAUUUUGUUUUCCCCCAGCACGCGAAGCAGUUCAGAGUGAAGUUGCAGUCCAGCGGAUGGGAUAUCCCGUUAUUCUCGGCGCAGCCGGCGUCACCAUCAGCCGGUACUACAAACGGCUCUACCGAGGAUCAAAUGUCGAAAAAGGCCCGACUGCGACCGCUCACGACAGGCUUUAGUGGCACCAACGACAACCGCACUAUGUUGCCACUGACCAUCCAACAGGCAGACCUGCCAACUCUGUCGCACACCAAUGCCGAGGUCCUGACGUACCUGCUGCACGGCCGGUCUCGGAGGUGCGAGAUCAUCACCAACGUCCAGGGCGGCCGAGCGACGGAACGUGACUUGCUCUUCAUGCUCAGGGGACAAAACAUUAGGAUCCUCAUCGACGCGGGGGCGCAAAUCCUUGAGAUGGACAACAAGACCCUCGCCAGGACGUGGCUCGACGUCGACAAGCGGUGCGAGGCUUCGCUGUAUUUUGACUCGACCAACAAGCCGUGGGUCAUCGACAAGCUGGGUCGCGAGACGCCUCUGUUGGCGUCGCCGUACGCCGAUGAUUUAACCCAGUGUCUCGUGUAUCUGGACGAAGCGCACACUCGAGGGACAGAUCUCAAGUUCCCUCUUGAUGCUCGGGGUGCCCUCACAGUUGGCCAAGGCCAGUCAAAAGACCAUACCGUCCAAGCUGCCAUGCGACUACGCCAGUUGGGGACGACCCAGUCGGUCACAUUCUUUAUCCCGCCCGAGGUGCGCCAAACCAUUGUCGACCUCCGAGGAAAGUCAAUGUCUGAGAGCAUCGACUCUCACGAUGUGAUCCGCUGGCUGCUUGACAAUUCCUGCGAUAGCAUCGAACAACUACAACCCUUGUACUACUCGCAAGGCAUCGAUUUCUGCCGGAGAACCCAAGCAGCUCUUGACAACCCUGACUACCUGACAAACCCCGGUCACCGCGCCCAAUAUGUGUCGUCCAUCAUGCAAACCGAGCUGCAGACCCUGCAGGAGAUGUACGAGCCGAAGGCCAAGGGGUCCAAACACGGCAACUUCCAAUCGUCGCAUCCCAAGAUGGCUGCAUUUGCCGAGGAGCUCAAUACCCGGCGCAAGGGCUUUCAGGAUACGGGACGGGCCGUACAUGGUUCAGCGCUCCAAGAAGUCGAGCAGGAGCGCGAGGUCGCUUUCGAAGUUGAGUCGGUCCGGCAGGUGAAAAAGGUGGUGCAGUACGACGCCCUGGGCUUUCCAGGCCUCCACCGCGACAUUGAGGUCUUUGCCCGGACUGGACGACUCCCCAUUGAUAGUCACGCUGUCUCGCAUGUCUUCCAGCUACUGUCGACCACUGCGCUGGGCCGCAAACAUAGAGUGUUGUCCAAGGGCAGCCAAGCACAGUCCAAGUUGUUCGUCUCGGGCGAGUUCAACCGGACAGCGAAGCUCUACACCUCUUCCGCUCCGGAUAAUCUCCUACGACCCGUUAGCUGGGUGCUCUGGAGCGGGCUAUUCGAGACUGCCGUCGUCCUCAUCCCCGAAGAAGCCGAGCAAGUGAUCCAUAUGAUGCACGCCAAAACCACACACUCCAAAGUCCACCUCAUCACCUAUGCAUCCCCCGUCACGAAAAGGAUGAUGGCAUUUAACAACCUGACGUUUUUCAGCAUGCCGAAGCUGCCUGAAUGCUGGGAGGCACCGCAGUGGCUCAAGACCGAGCUCGGCCUGCUGGCAGGGAGACUAUACUUCCAGUGGCAUGAACACGAACCGCUGUGCAAAUUCCUGGGAGUUGAGCGGAGUCUCGGUCCAGCCCACUUGGACAGCGAGGACGAGGAAGAUACUCUCACUUCCGAGGAUGAUACUGACGAUGACGGGGACGGGGGUAGGGCGGGCGGAACGGCGACCCCUCCGAGGAAGAAGAAGCAGACGAUCAUGACCUCGUUCUCGCCCCGGCCAUUGACAUUCCUCCAGGAGUGGCUGGCCGUCCGUCGCCACGGGCAGGACUUUGUUCAUACGCCCAUGGGGUUCCUGACGCAGGGAAAGACGCUGCAUGCGAGUCACCCAUUCUUUGGCGAGGGCGUCCGGACGAGCGUACAGCCGGCAGUUGGAGGCAUGUCGGCUGGGACCACUGUUGGUGGCUCAGGCGGUGGAAGCGGUUGGGGCGGGGAUGAUAAUGCCUAUGUUGAUGAGGGUGCUGUCUUCGAUGGUGUUGAUGACAUGGGCGCUAAUGUGGGUGACGUUGAGGGAGAUGAGGAGGGCAAGGAGGUGGUGUAUGAUGACAGCGAGUGGUUUGACUCGGACUUGUCGGAAAACGAGGACAAAUCAGAGUAGUGAUGAAGUGCCUCAGUAAAGUGCGUUAAAAAAGGUCCGUAUAACAAUCACGAGAAUUGUGGUGCUUUUACAACCUCGACGAGUCGAUCACGGGCGUACACUCCUUGUUGGGGCGGAGUGUGUCUAGCAGAUGAUGCAUCGUCAU